This is a messenger RNA of Candoia aspera, 15922 nucleotides long. It is a transcript of the gene HIPK2, whose product is annotated as homeodomain interacting protein kinase 2. The coding region runs from base 539 to 4153 and encodes 1204 amino acids. Lineage: Eukaryota; Metazoa; Chordata; Lepidosauria; Squamata; Candoiidae. The record is from RefSeq and is a predicted model, not a curated record. Gene Ontology annotation, molecular function: protein tyrosine kinase activity; protein serine/threonine kinase activity; SMAD binding. Gene Ontology annotation, cellular component: cytoplasm; PML body; nucleus. The transcript has 15 exons. Gene Ontology annotation, biological process: intrinsic apoptotic signaling pathway in response to DNA damage by p53 class mediator; peptidyl-serine phosphorylation; smoothened signaling pathway.
CUCGCUCGCUGCUCAUCUACUCGCUGCUCGCUCGCUCGCUGGCUCUCCCCCGUCACUCUCUUCCUCUCCUCUCGAACGCAACUUUUGCAGAAAUCUCUCCCCCCCCCAACACACGGACAGACAUGUUGAGCUGAGAAGGUCGGGGGAUCGCUCCUGUCCCCCCUCCCCGCCCCCAAGCCCCCAAAUCUGGGGGACCUCCAGCUACCCCCUCCCCCUCCCCACUUGACCCGUUCACUGGGCGACGACCCCCUCCCCUCCCUCCCUCUCUCCCUCCGCCACCCCCCAUCUUCUGUUUUUGCUGCUGCUUCGGCGGCUGGUGCAGCUCCUGGAUGGACUCCUCCGCGCCUUUCCCUCGCCCGCCGCCUUUCUCCGGGAACUGAAGCGAGAUGCAGGAGGCUGGUGGCCGCUUCGGCUGUACGGAGACACACAGGCGCAAGAUGGCAGAUUUCUAUUGAGUUUAAAGGGGCGGCUGGGGGGGGAGCUGAAGUCCUGCUUCGUUUUUCUUCCGUUGCCAUGAAUAACAGAAUUCCUUGCACCGAUGGCUCCCAUGUACGAAGGUAUGGCCUCCCAUGUGCAAGUUUUCUCCCCUCAUACUCUUCAAUCAAGUGCCUUCUGUAGCGUGAAGAAACUAAAAGUAGAACCAAGUUCUAACUGGGAUAUGACUGGGUACGGCACACAUAGCAAAGUCUACAGUCAGAGCAAAAACGUGCAAUCUUCUCAAGCGGCCGCUGCCAUCAAUGCCUCUCUCCAGAUUCCAAACCCCAGCAUCCCUUAUGAGCAGACCAUCAUCUUCCCAGCCAGCACAGGGCACAUUGUGGUGACAUCCGCCAAUAGCACCUCCGGUGUGGUUGCAGUAUCUGGGCAGGCAUUGGGUGGACCACACAACCUGAUGCGUCGAAGCACUGUGAGCCUUUUGGAUACCUACCAAAAAUGUGGACUUAAACGCAAAAGUGAGGAAAUUGAGAACACAAGCAGUGUUCAGAUUAUUGAAGAGCAUCCACCGAUGAUUCAGAAUAAUGCCAGUGGGGCCACAGUAGCCACCACAACGACGUCCACUGCCACAUCCAAAAAUAGUGGCUCCAACAGUGAAGGGGAUUACCAGUUGGUGCAACAUGAAGUGCUAUGUUCCAUGACCAACACAUACGAAGUAUUAGAGUUUCUUGGCCGUGGUACCUUUGGGCAAGUAGUUAAAUGCUGGAAACGUGGCACCAAUGAAAUUGUGGCCAUCAAGAUCCUUAAAAACCAUCCUUCCUAUGCCAGGCAAGGUCAGAUUGAAGUGAGCAUCUUGGCUCGAUUAAGCACUGAAAGUGCAGAUGAUUACAACUUUGUCCGAGCCUACGAAUGUUUCCAGCACAAGAACCACACCUGCCUGGUUUUUGAGAUGUUAGAACAGAACUUGUAUGAUUUUUUAAAGCAAAACAAGUUCAGUCCAUUGCCCCUCAAGUACAUCAGGCCAAUAUUACAGCAGGUAGCCACAGCUCUCAUGAAAUUGAAAAGCUUGGGUUUGAUCCAUGCUGACCUCAAGCCAGAAAAUAUCAUGCUGGUGGAUCCAUCUCGGCAGCCAUAUAGGGUCAAGGUUAUUGACUUUGGCUCUGCUAGUCACGUGUCAAAAGCUGUGUGCUCAACUUACCUUCAGUCCAGAUACUACAGAGCCCCUGAAAUCAUCCUUGGUUUACCCUUCUGUGAAGCCAUUGACAUGUGGUCUUUGGGAUGUGUCAUUGCAGAACUUUUCUUGGGUUGGCCAUUAUAUCCAGGAGCUUCGGAGUAUGAUCAGAUCCGAUAUAUUUCACAGACACAAGGCUUGCCAGCUGAAUAUUUGUUAAGUGCAGGAACGAAGACCACAAGAUUUUUCAAUAGGGAUACUGAUUCACCAUAUCCACUGUGGAGGCUAAAGACACCAGAUGAUCAUGAGGCAGAGACGGGUAUCAAGUCAAAAGAAGCAAGGAAAUAUAUUUUCAACUGUUUGGAUGACAUGGCACAGGUGAAUAUGACAACAGAUUUGGAAGGAAGUGAUAUGUUGGUGGAAAAGGCAGACCGGAGGGAGUUCAUAGAUCUGUUAAAGAAAAUGUUGACGAUAGACGCAGAUAAGAGGAUAACGCCAAUUGAAACACUGAAUCACCCAUUUGUCACCAUGACACACUUGCUUGAUUUUCCCCAUAGCACCCAUGUUAAGUCCUGCUUCCAAAACAUGGAGAUUUGCAAGCGACGAGUAAACAUGUAUGACACUGUGAAUCAGAGCAAGACACCAUUCAUCACCCACGUAGCCCCAAGCACAUCAACCAAUCUAACCAUGACCUUCAAUAACCAGCUCAAUACAGUCCAUAACCAGGCCACCACUCUGGCUCCCACCUCCACCACCAGUGCCACUAUUUCCUUAGCCAAUCCUGAUGUCUCCAUACUAAACUACCAAUCUGCACUCUACCAGCCCUCGGCAGCAUCCAUGGCCGCGGUGGCUCAGAGGAGUGUCCCUCUGCAGACAGGUACAGCACAGAUAUGUGCUCGUCCUGACCCCUUCCAGCAAGCCCUCAUCGUAUGUCCUCCAGGUUUUCAAGGAUUGCAAACUUCCCCUUCAAAGCAUGCUGGCUAUUCUGUCCGGAUGGAGAAUGCAGUUCCCAUAGUCACUCAGGCUGCUGGGGCUCAGCCGCUUCAGAUCCAGCCAGGGCUCUUAGCACAGCAAGCCUGGCCUAGUGGCACUCAGCAAAUCUUGCUUCCUCCAGCUUGGCAGCAACUGACCGGGGUAGCUACUCACACCUCAGUCCAGCAUGCUACUGUAAUUCCAGAGACCAUGGCAGGGACUCAACCACUGGCAGAUUGGAGAAAUACACAUGCUCAUGGUAGCCAUUACAAUCCCAUCAUACAACAGCCUGCACUUUUAACAAGUCACGUCACCCUUCCAGCAGCCCAGCCUUUAAAUGUGGGCGUAGCUCAUGUCAUGAGGCAACAACCAACCAGCACCACCUCCUCAAGGAAGAGCAAACAGCACCAGUCAUCGGCAAGGAAUAUGUCCAACUUUGAGGUAUCCUCUUCUCAGACGAUCAGCUCUCCACAGCGGUCUAAGCGAGUAAAGGAGAACACCCCGCCUCGCUGUGCAGUGGUGCACAACAGCCCGGCCUGCAGCACCUCUGUCACAUGUGGGUGGGGAGAUGGACCGUCUAGUACUACAAGGGAACGACAGCGACAAACAAUAGUCAUCCCGGACACUCCCAGCCCCACAGUCAGUGUUAUCACAAUCAGCAGUGACACCGAUGAGGAGGAGGAACAGAAGCAUGCACCUACAAGCCCCCUGUCUAAGCAAAGAAAAAAUGUCAUCAGCUGUGUUACUGUGCACGAUUCCCCCUACUCUGAUUCCUCUGGCAACAACAGUCCCUAUGCAGUACAACAUCGUGGAGGAAACAAUAAUGGAAACAAUUAUGACACAAAGGGUGCACCAGAAUCUCACUGUAAUGGCAAUCCUCGGACGAUCAUUGUGCCACCACUGAAAACCCAGGCCAGUGAAGUCUUAGUCGAAUGUGAUAGCUUGGUACCAGUCACUACCAGCCACCACUCAUCUUCCUGUAAGUCAAAGUCCUCUAGCAUUGUGACCUCCACCAGUGGUCAUUCUUCAGGGAGCUCAUCUGGAGCCAUUGCCUACAGGCAGCAGCGACCAGGACCACACUUCCAGCAGCAGCAGCCUCUUAAUCUUAGCCAGGCCCAGCAGCACAUUGCGACCGAUCGUACAGGGAGCCAUCGACGACAACAGGCUUACAUCACUCCAACAAUUGCUCAGGCGCCAUAUUCCUUCCCACACAACAGCCCUAGCCACAGCACAGUCCAUCCCCACCUGGCUGCAGCUGCUGCUGCCCACCUUCCAGCUCAACCUCAUCUAUACACGUAUACAGCACCCGCAGCUCUAGGUUCCACAGGCACGGUGGCCCACUUAGUGGCCUCCCAAGGCUCAGCUCGACACACCGUUCAGCACACGACUUAUCCAGCCAGCAUCGUCCACCAGGUUCCAGUCAGCAUGGGCCCUCGUGUCCUUCCAUCACCCACCAUCCACCCAAGUCAGUACCAAGCUCAAUUUGCCCAUCAAACCUAUAUCAGUGCAUCUCCCGCCUCUGUCUACACUGGAUAUCCCCUAAGCCCUACCAAGAUCAACCAGUACCCGUACAUCUAAACACUGGAAUGAGGAAAGCAAAAAGACGCUUCAGCACACAUUGAGAGGAACAAGGCUGCUUUUAUACUGAAGAAUGUCACAGGCAAAUGAACAAUGCAAAUGGGAGGCUCAGACAAAACUUGAACAAAGGAGACUUUGAGGAAGAAGGCAGACAAAAGAAGAUGAGACACGUCCUACACUUUUUAUUUAAAAAAAGAAAAAAAGCUAAAAAGAAUGAAAAAUAAAAAUACAAAAAAAAAAAAUUCUGCACCAAACCACGUAGUGGGAGAAGCAGAAGGACCAUAAUUGUCUGGUCCUGUUUUGGAUAACUUCACCAAGAGACUUUUGCAGAUUAUUUUCAUCUGAUAACAGGAGACUCCAUUUAGGAAUUUGUUGUUCAAACCUUCUAAUACAAAGUUUCAUAGGUGUUUGGGUAUAUUUUUUUUAAUUAAACAAAGAAGCAUACAAAUUAGGGAUUUAUCCAGAAUUUCAAAAGGGUUAUGACUUUGUCUUUGCACUGGUUGCUGUAACCCAAAAUAAAAAAAACAAUGAAAAGUGUGAUGUGUUUUCUGUUGGUAAUGGAAUGAGCAAAAGAUGAGAGCUGUUUUGGAUUCUUCCAGCUCUCCCAAUAAGUUUAGAGGCACUAGAAGUUGGGAGGGUAGAACAACACUGAGCAGAAAACACUAUCUGGUGAAAUCAAAGGCCGUGGGGAAUAUUUGUUCUUAUUCUGAGCAUCCUGGAUAAAUCCCUCUUCUUAAAGGAAAAGUCUUUAAUAAUGUAUGAUAGAAUCUCAACUUCCUUACUUGAAAAUACUUUUUUUCCCCUUUAUUUCUUUGGAUAACCCUUCAUCUUUGCAGUCCAAUCCUAACAUUGCCUGCUCUGGCUGAUUGCUACUUUGGUCAUACCCUUCACAAAGCACAACUAUGUGCUGUUGCUACUGGAACAUCACAGCAGUACAGGGAGCAGAUACACAAUCCCAAAUGUUUAGGAUUGGGUUGUUAGUGUAGAAGUAGAAGUUCUAGCUGGCCCUUGGUAGAAUGUAGCACUAUACAUCCAUACAGCCGUUUUCUACUUUGUGUUAAGCUCCAGUGAUACCAAUAGACUAUUCCUCAAUGUUAUUGCACAAAAAAGUGAUAUAACAUAGGCAUGUAACAAAUGUGAUUGUCCAGGUAUAUAUGUGUCUGCGUGUGUGAGUGUGUGUGCACAUGUGCGCACUGAUGCUGCCUUUUCUUGUGGUGUGGUCCUCAGCACAGCCAUUAUACACUGUCACAGUCUUAGUUUUACAUCAUUCCCUUGUAGUGCCUUACCAAACUACAGUUGCAGUUUUAAGGGUUUACUUCCACUGGUACGCCUAGAAACGGACUGAGGCUGGUUUGAAUUUAAUCUCAGCUCCUUUUUCUCCUCCUCCUCUUCCUCCUUGUGUUUGAUUGCUUUCCUUUUUCCUAGACUUUCAAAAACAAAAUUUUACUCUCUUUCUUGGGUAAGUUGCAAGGGCCAAAUGAAGGCUGCUGGGAGUUUGCUGGAAUGUAACAAUCAGUGGACCUAGGAAAGUUUUUUUUGGUGGGGAGUGGAAUUGAAAUGUCUGGAUGGGUUCUUAGCCCCUAAAGCAGCUUUCCAAGCAGUUCCAUUUUAUUGACUGUGUUAUUAGUUGAAUUUCCUUCCAGGAUGCACAAUCCUCCAUAAUUUUUUACAGGUUCAUAUAUAAAGUAUGAAUAGAAAAGGGGGUGGGGGAGACUCCCAGGCUUGCUUUGGAUUAGUAAUACGUAGUACCUCAUGUUCAAUUGCUAUGUCUAAACUGGGGGUGUGGGGGGGAGUGGGUGAAGGCAAUUACUUGGAAUGAACUUUAUAUAUUUUCACUUGAAAGGUUUCAGAAAUAUGAAAAUAAGAGGUAUUCUUUCUAGAACAUCAGACUCAGGCUUGUGCCAAAAGCUGGUUUGAUUUGGUUUUCUUCUGUUCUUGAGGAGCAAUUGCACUGGGGCUCUUUGACAUGAACUUGGAAUGGACUCUGCUACACUUGUAGCAGGCCUGACCCUGGUUCCCAGGGGUGCAGGUCUGAUCAUGUCUAAGCAAUAUAUUCUGCAUUUAGGAGCUAGUUUGGAAAUGCCACCAUAACUACUAUGGGUUUGAUCAGCUUUCCCCAGCCUGAUGUUCCUUAACCAGAUGUACAUAACUCCUACAGCAUCCUCUUGGCUGUGUUAGUUUGGAAUUCUGGGGGUUGUUGUCCCAAGAUAUCUAGAGCUGGGGGGGAGGGUGUUUUUAUCUGGUGCUUUUUUUACUUUGUCUCAUUUUGUUCUUACUGUGUUUUUCUUAAAAUAACAAUAAUAAUAACAACAGCAAUGUUAACAAUAGCUGACCAGACUCUAUAUCUUCCACACCAAAUUAUUUGCAUUUUUCCCUUUUGUAUAUUCUUUUUAAGAAAGUUUCCAAAGAGAAGUGUUUGUACAAUGAAAAAAAGUAACUAAAGAAUUAGUAGGAUAUUUUAUGAUGACAUCAGUAGGUUUUUUUUGUUGUGUCAGUCCUUACUGUUCCCCCUGCUGAGAUUUACUAGUGGUUUACUAUUAGUGGUUUGAGGUCAAUUGUGAAAAAGGUUGUCUGCCUUUGUAGACAUUCAGCAUGGCUACUAAGCAAAGACCACCAAAUCUGGGCUGCAAAAAUUUGGAGGAUUAUUAUGUGGAAGAAAAGUAUUGGGAUUCUCCUUAUCCCUCUGCUGUCAUUUAGCGGUCAUCAUGACUUUUGCAGCCCAGAAUUGGUGGCCCCAAGUAGCAGAGGCGCCUAUGUGGGGAUUGUGGGGGGAAUGUCAACAAGUCAAUAUGGUGACUGUAACCACGUGAUCAAAGCCCCACCCCUUUUUAACAUGUGUGGCGAUGCAUGUACAGAGGCUGGGCUUCGAUUAUGGGGUUGUCUUUUUUUGACUUCUGUGGACACCCCUGCUAAGAAGUAUUCCAAUUUUUCUGGCUUCAGAAAAGAAGUGCUUAGGCAAUAGGAUAAGAUGUUGGGUUAAGGCAGGUCAGUUAGUUGAGAGAAGAGGGAGGGAUCUUAGAGGUGGUAAAGAUAAAAAGAUAGCUCAUGAGGGGAGUUGACAAGUAAGACAGGCACAGUUGUCAUAUCUGGAAGCGGGCACACUUGCUUCACCAGCAGGAAGGAAGAACUCUUACCCUGAAUACUAAGUUGGACACUAUCAUUUUUCUGAAGUAACCAUUGGAAGCAAACCAGUCUUCUUUUCAGCUAUUUAGAAAUGGAACCUCAUUUUAUUUUUAAUUUUUAAUUCCUCUCUGCUCCUAAGUAUAGUAACGUAAAGGCAUCUGCCUUUCUGAAGAGAACACCUUCUACUGCUUCUCCACUGAAGAAAUUCCCCACCAGCAGCUGGGUCUUAAUAGAAUAGUGUAGAUUCCUCUCUUCCUGUCCAGGUUCAUCUGCCAUGAAAGUUUCAUGCUGCUUAUAUCCUUGAGAGGAAGGAUUUUACCAUUCUAUCCUUGUUGUCGUAUUACUAAUUUUAAUGUGUUAUAAUUAUAAUUUUUGCUUUAAUUGCACUUGCAUUCCUGUGUAUUGUUGUUGUUGUUGUUGAUGAUGAUGAUGAUGAUGUUCUCUUAAUAAGGUAUUCUUUGUUAAGUAAGGAGGGGUUUUUUUCUGUGUCAUUAUCAUCAGUGUGUUCACCCUUCAUGUAGGUUUUGCAGGGAAAGGGAGACACAGGGGUAGACUGAGAAACUUGGAAGGAACAAGAUGUUAACAAGGCUUCUCAAUAUGUGGAUAAGCUAUGGUGAGUUCUGGGCUUAUAUAUAUCUGUCCACACCUCUCAGCAAGAAGGAGAUUAAAUUCCCACCUCUCAGCAAGAAGGAGAUUAAAAAGUACUCUGUUCCUGUUUUAAGUACUCACAAUUCUGUGUUAUGUCCAAAUUUGUUCAAGCUAUAGUUCAUGAGAACAAACUAGAAUCUGAAUUCAUAAUUUGAGUCUGACCUUUUCUUAUUAGUAUAGAUUUAACAUACUAACUAGAGAUUAAAUAUAUCACAGUUCUCCAUUAUGUCCAAAGUAUAGUUCCUUAAGUUUGGAUAUUCUAGGGAACUCUGGUUACUUUAAAAAAGAACAAAAAACAUUUCCAGUCUCUAGCGUGUAAAAGAGGAUUAGACGGAAAGGAGGAAUGUGGGACCCCACAUUUACUUAGGCUUGUUUACAUAGCAGGAAAUCUUGGUUACAUGCCAUAUUGUAGCUUUUAUACAAUGGCAUACCUCUGCAGUUUCUGGAUACACUCUUACUACAUUUUUACCUUUCCAUAAGUCUGUCUUUUUAGGCAUAAACCAAACAAUUGCUAGCUUCAGAAAUGGAUUUAAGAAGAAUGGUACGAGUAUGGAAACCUAGUACAAAUCCUGCACUGUAGAACUUGAUGGAGGAGUUCACACAACUCCCUAAGCCAAAUCCAAGGAAAUUCCAAUACAACUUAGCAUAUUCUGCAGUCCUGGUCACUAUGCAUGUAAAGACUGGCUUAUGUACAAAGUAGUAGUAUAUUAUAAAAACCCAAUCAAUUAGUGCACCUUCUAUAAACCAUGGUUCAGUUAUGAACCCAGCCACUAUCUGAUGAAUCCCUUUGACACUGAAACCCGCUAUUACAAAGUUGAAGUCUCCACAAUUCUGUAAUGAACUCAAGAUGCAAGUACUUGUAGUUUGCCACUUUAGAAGUGCAAUGGGGGGGGGGGGAUUUCUAUCAACAGGCAGAAAUGAAAUUUAUGAAGCCAGAUAAAGAAAAUCCUUCGUCUAAUGUUGGCUACUCAAACCUGAAGGACCCAGAAAUCCAGUCUAAGUUUUGGUAUGUAGCACUGCUCAAAAUUAAGAGUUGCAGUUUCCAUUUCCUCCUUCCCAAACUGUUUUCUGUUUGGAAUUACAAACUUGAAAAUUACUUACGAUGGAGACUUUUUCUGGCUGCAUAAUGUGAUUAUAUUUAUGUGUUAAAUAAAAAGUCAUCCUUUUUUUUUUAACUUGUAAACUCUCAUUACUUGGGAGAGCAUGUUCCUAGACUGCAACAUUUGGGCAUAAUAUUUAUAUUGAUAUAUAAGUGAUUAGCUGAUAAGUGAUUAGCUGAUUAGCUUCUGGCAGGAAAACUUUGAAGAGCUGGUCAAUGAUUUAUUUGGCAAAGUUUUAUUUAAAUAUUUUACUUUUUUAAAAAUGCGCCACAAAGAGGCUCCACUUUUUCAAGGUACAUAAUUAUUCUUAUAGCAAAACAUGGAAAAAUACAAAGAGAGACAGAAAAUGAAUGAGUUCGGAAAAAAAACUCUUUGUUGAUACUGGCACAAUUGGAGGGUGGAUUGGUUAAGAGGGACAAGUGAACAAAAUAAACAUACAGAGAGAACUUCAUAUUAGCCUUCUGCAACCUGGUGCCUUCCUAAUGAAUUGGGACUGCAAUGUAUAGAUUUCUCCUUCAUCAGGACAGAAAUAAUAUGGACAGUUUCUUACAUGGAUUGCAGUCCUAAAACAAUUGAAGAUUCCAGAGUGUGAAAGGCUAUCUUUAGAAUGCAUUUUUUAUAGAGGAAGAAGAUGAAGUGCCAUUUUUCCAAGCUUGGAAAAGAUCAUAAAGCACUACAAUGUUUUGAGAUAGAAAAGAAUGAAAGCUUAUAUGUGCUUAAUAUGAGACCACAGUGUCAACUGCAAGCAUACCCAGUCCAGUGUUGAUCAACUAUAGCUCACAUCCCCCUAGCUAGUAUAGCCACUGGUCAUGCUGAUUCAGAUUGAUGGGAAGUAUUAUCAAAUAGAGGGCACUAAAUUGAGGAAGGCUGGCAUAGCAUGAGACUGGCAUUGCACAGGCCAAACACAAGCUUGUGUGAUAUGUGUCUGAUUGCACGGAUUAUAAUUUCCAAGGGGACUAUAUACCCUUUGACUUUUUUCUGAAUCGAUGGAGGAAGCUGAUUAAAAUCUGAGAAACUAAGCAACAACAUCAAGCUAUCUGGAUAGCCACAAAGAAGCCUAAGGCUGCAAUUUGAUAAGUCUUGAUGUCAGAGCAUUGAUAAUUGAAUUGAAGGUGACUUUCGGUUGGGUAGGCAUGUUAGCCAUUGCAUUAUAAAAUUGCCUCAGCAUCUCAAAGAAGAAAUGGAUUAUAGUGGCAUUUGUUGGAAGACAGCAUCCUUUAAAAUGUUAGCACAGAGAAACACUAGACCAGUGUUUUUUCAAACUUGGCAACUUUAAGAUGUGUGGACUUCAACACUCAGAAUUCUGGGAAUUGAAGUCCACACAUCUUACCAGUUUGAAAAAACACUGCCCUAGAAUCUUUCAUCAGUGUCAAAAAGGGAUGGAGAUAACCGGAUACAAGGGUAUUUUCUUUAAGUUUUAAAGUUUUCUGUGCAUUUGUGUAUGUGGGGGGGGGGGUGUUUCCUGAUACUAUUAAUAUUAAAUCUGAGUGCUGGUAUGUAAUGGAUGAGUCAUUUGCAUAAUAAAAUGAAGUGAUGGAUGAUAGACCUCUGUCCCCAUGAUUAUAUCAACAAUAUAUCAUCGUUUAUAAGAAAUAGGUCCAGUUUCAUAAAUCUGGCUGUGCACCAGAUUUAAAAUAUUCCAAACCUGAUACUUAUUUUUUCUUCUUUAAUAGUUGUGUCAGAUAGUAGUUCAAUAGAAAGAGCAUUACUUUUGCUCACUAUUUUCUUUCACAGUCUGAUGUAGCAAUACCUCAGAAUUUGGCUUGAUGGAAACAAUGAUUUGCCAACAUGAAGGGAAAUUAAAGACUCAUGCCUUUCUUCAGGCAAAUAAAAUUUCAGACAAGACAAGAGAUACAAAAAUCAAAUCAUGCUUCAGCUUGCUAAAGAGUUCAUUCAAAAUCUGGGGGCCCGUGGCAUGAUUUAGGAGGCAUUUUUUUUUUUAUGUCUUAUUUUUGUUUUCAACAUAGAUUGCUUUGUAGUAUUCAGUCAUACUCUGUGCUGCUGUCUUAAAUUUUAGUCAUGGUUUGAAGGAGAUAAAAAAACUGCUUGCUGUAUUAUGAAUAACAUUUUAUUAUCCAUGACAGCAGUGCCAAUUUACUAAACUGCCCAUCAGGGAUAAAUUUUUGCAAAUUCCUUUUGUUUUUGCAAAGUGCCCCUUCCAUGUCUUAGUACUAAUCAGGGUCUAGGUUGGACACAGUAUGGAAGUUAGGGCUAAGUGCAGAAAAUCAAUAAGGAAAAUAGUAUCUGGUGCUGAGGGAUUAUAUCCUGUGUCCUUCAGUAAGAGAAUUUACUGAGGAAGACAUCAUUUUCUACUCCUGCCAAUUUAAGGGACAUUGUAACACUAAGUCUGUUGAGCUCCAUUCUUCUAUGUCAGGCUUGUACACCAUAGAUUACUCCUACCAUUAUGCAAGUCCCUUCAAUCAUCUCUGGAGACAAGAAGAAAUAUGACACCAUUCCAUGGGGCUGUUGGGUCCCCUAGGCCUUUUUGUCUUUUGUUUUUAUUUGGUUUCUGCUUAUGGGAAAGAAACUGUCUUGAGCCAUCUGUGCAGUUCCUACUCUGUGUUCCCUAAGCCUGUGGGAAUCUUGAUUUUACAAGUGCUUAACCAACUAUGAUUCAUAGUCAUCUGAGAAGUUGUGUUCCAAGGAACUGAUGCAGGCCUGCUGUAGUCCUGGGCUAAGGAUGGAUGGAUAGCUGGGUGGGUGGAUGAUGGAAACCAGCCUUCUGAUUAUUCCGCUGGGUCUAUACCUUUGAGUGGCUAGAUUGUGUUGUGUUUUUUCUUUAAGUCAUUGUAAGAGUUUAUUGGUUCACAGCCCUUGGCUAAAAUGAUUGGGCUCAUGUCGAUCUUUAGGUGGUAGUACCCUAUGCCAUGGAAAAGAUUAUGCACAUGCCAAAUGUCAGGUGUCUGUGAUAUUAUCAAGAAAUUUCAAGCUGGACAAGUGAAAGGGUGAUAACCAGUGAAUGUAAAAAGAAAAACCUCUUACAGCAGAAGGAAACACAUAUGUAGCAAGUAUGUUAGAUGGGCAAUUAGUAGAAAUUGUCAGGAGUCUCUGAUACUUUUCUAGCUAUAGCAAAUAAGAGUGAACCUUCUUUUCUUAUGUACGGGUUAGGAAUGUCCUUCCACUCUUAGCAGUGCUGCUAUAAUAGACUUUACAUGUGCAUAUUAAAGAAAAAAGCUGUACAUUAAUCUUUUGCUUAUUAUAGUUAAGAAAGGCAAUACAUAUUUUUUCCAAAUAUGAUACUUUUAGUGCACUGAUAAAUAUUGUGACCUGUAAUCCUAACUUCAGCUGUUGGAGAAGCUGCUUGCUAGUUCACACCCAAAUGUCUGUCUGUGUGUGUGUCUGUGUGUGUGUGCACGCGCACGCAUGGUAGCUAAGGGCAUCUCCUUCCUCUUGCUCUUUCCUGAAAGAAAUGGGGUAGUGUUGCAGAAUGGAAUCAAAAUGUUUAUCUCACCAUGAAAGCAAAGUGAAGGAGUAAUUGAGGUGCUAGGAUUCAACCAAUAGCAACAGUGACCUGUCUGUUUUUAAAUCAGUAAAUUAUGGCUAUAUUUGAGAUACAUUGGUCUGGAAUGUCAGAAGAUAUAUUCAUUUGUCAUCCCUGUUUUAGUUUUAACUCAUUCGCUAGUUUUUGUGUAUUUUUAAAUGUUCUCUUCUUUGCUAUGGUUCUAGAAUAUCUAUGCUCUGUGACUUCACCGAAAGCAAAUCUCCCUGUUGUGGAUUCUGGUCUGAGCUGGUUAAACAGGGAUUCCAGAAUCCAGACACUUUGUUUUAUGUAAAAAGAAGGAUUAAUAUACUUAACUUACAAAAACUGUGACCUAGUGGCAAUACUUACCUCAAAUGUGGGCAUUUAUCUUGGUUUUAGCCUUUUUUCUGAAAACAUGUAGCCAGCCUGAAAUUUCGGAUUUAAAAAAAAGUAUCUGUAUGGGCAGAAUAUGAUAAAUGCCUGCCCUGGUCAUCUUGAAUAAUCUUUAAAAAUAAAAUGAUAAAACCUAGGCUAAAAUUAGUCUUUUAUGUGUUUUAAUUAAUUGUGACAUUAAAAUGCACAUGUAAGUAGGUUAUGUUCAUAGCUACUGUAAAGAGCUUCAGCUUUUUGAAGAUAUUUAACGAAUCGCCUUUUAAACCAAUAUGAAUUAAACAACAAUCUGUAUUUCUGGCUACAUUUUAUAGUUAUAGUAUUUUAUAGUUUACAUUUAAACUGGUACUUUCUAACUAAAUGUUAUGUUUUUAAUAAUAUCUUCAGAAUCUUAACCCCACUAUCCUUUACUUUUUUUAUUUCCCCUUUUAAAAACAGAAGUAGAAAAGUGUCUUUAAUAUGUACAUUCUGUUCUGAGAUAUAACAUAGUAGCAGAAAGUCAGAUCAAAUAAAAUAAUUUCAAAGUUUAAUUUAAAAAAAUCACUCCAUACAUGUUAAAAAUAUAGUCCAAAAGAUUACGUAUUUAUUUUUGAAUUAACAAGAAAAUAAACUUUUGGGACUGAAUCUGGAAGCACAGUAAUUCCCAGUCAUUUCACAUGUAAGAUGCAAUCCUAAGUACAUUUAUAAAUUAGUAAAUCCUGAUAAACAUGUGGGAUUUGCUGCUGGGUAAACUUAUGCAUGGUUAGACUGUCAAGAUCCUAAAUCUGAACAAAAAUACCUGUAUGAUGAGAAGAAUGAAUAUGCAGAGCAAGGGAUGUAUUUUACUGCUGAGUGACUCUGGGCUCGUUCACACCAGUAUGUUAAAAUUUGUGUUUAUGAGUUUCAUAAUCAUGUGAAGCAAAAUUGUACACUUAGAAUGAUCUUGUAAAAAUGGCAAUCAUGGAUCACAGGUGCAUUAUGUUUGGCUUUUACUGAAAAUUUUGGAAGCACUGCAUCAUUCCACAUCCCAGCAGUAGCCUAUUAUACAUGAAAAUCUUUCAGUGUAGGAAUAGUCAUUUCUAUAUCCCACUCAUGUGCAUGUUCACAGUAAGGAAAAUGUGAUGAAAUCCUCAAAAUAUGAACUAUGAAUUCCUGAGACAAGCUCUUGGGCUGCUUUGAGAAGCAGGAACAGGCAGUGCUUAAUUUUGACAUCCAUUUAUCUCUCCUAAAUAAAUUAUACUUGUCACUCUAGAAUCUUAAACUAAAUAUAAACAAUUGGACCAGAUUCCUUGUACAUUUAGUUGCCUGUUGUCCAAUGACAGUAUAUACAAUGCUGUUUCCAUUUAAUGGUUGUAGUGAAUUAUAUAUUUGAGUGUAUACAGUCUGUUGCUUUCUUCUUUUUUUCUCCUUUAUGCUUAUGGCAGAGGAAUGAAUAUAAAUGUAAAUCUUCUGCUGGCCAAGAGGUAUUUACAGAAGUAAAUAUGCAGGAACCAGCAUGCGAAUAAUUCUGUCUGAACAGCUAAGCUUAGUUGUGAAGUUAACAAUCGUAGUAAAGUUCCUUGUAUUCUUCACAUGGCAGAUUAACAAGUUAUGGUGGAAAGGGAGAAGUUCAUUGCUUUUUGGCCUGACCAAAAAUCAGUAUUUCUAAUGGCAGACCUCAGCCCCCUUUCAAUAAAUUCAUUUAAAGCCAUGGUAUCUACACUCUAGCUCACAAUACCAAAGCAAAUAUUGGCGUACAGCUGUGCCACCAUUUUAAAGAAGCAAAAUGGGAGGCCAUUUAUGAACACAGGCCUUAAGACAAUGGAAGGAUUCAGCUUCUAUAGCUCUUGAGCACAACUACUAACAACCCACCCUUCUUACUUCUUAGCUAAGAGAUACUUGCUCUAUCAGUUUUGCGUUUUUUAAUGGCACUUCUUGUGCCAAAAUUAUAUACAAAAACGUGCAGUCUCAAAAUUCUGUACCAAAAGCUCUCCCCCACCCCCAAAAAGCAAAUAAGACAAUAGCUUUAUUACAAAGGGGAGAAAGAAAGGAGGUUUCAUUGUCAGUUGAAGUCUAUAUUAUUGUAGUUAUAGGAACACAAAAUAGGGAAGACACUUGUGAAUAUUUGGGUUCUUCUAAUGUAAUUGAGAGGAUUUUUUAUACUGAUUUGUUGCCCAUAAGCCAAAUAGCUCCAAGAAAACAUUCUACGUGAGAGAGGGCAUAAAUUUGGAAACUAUUUACAAACACAAAGAAUAUGCAUCUCCCCAUCUUCUACCUGUUUGAUAUGUUGAAGAUUUCUUUUCUUACAUACAAUACCAUCUCAUCUCCAAAAUUCCAGGAAAGCCCUGAUUUUUGACUGUAUGGUUCUGUAUUGAGUGUUAAUCCAUGUUAAAACUUAGUGAAAAUUAUUGUGUGCAACAGUAUUUUCUUGUGUAUUGCAUUUUUUCUUUUAAUUUUCUGUGAAUUGUCCUCUUUUUUCCCUUUCUUUUUCUUCUCUUUUUUCCCCCUUUUGUUAGUAUUUUUCCCUUUCUGGUAAUGUCUUUGAGAAAAAAAAAACAGAAGAAACUGACGUGUCGUAGAAUUAUAUGUAACCUAUUCCUUAGUCUCAUAUUAUAGGUAUGUUAUAAGAAUGGAUAUUUUACUUGGCUUUAGAAUGUUUUACAAAAAACCUAAUUCUUAACCAAUCAAGUUCUUGCUACUAAAAAAAAAAAUCUUGUGUUUCUCAUCAUGACGUUGUGUGCUUCUAAUUAAUAAUCAUUUUCGUUGUAGAAAAAUGGAGUGAAUUUAUAUUAGACUUGAAAACUAAUAAUAGCAUUGUAAAUUUAUGAAAUGAUUUUAACAGAAAAAAGCAUUAUAGAAGAUAUAGUUAUUUUAAUUGUAAUAUUACUAACUGUAGGGUGGAGAAGGGGGUCCCGUUGUGAUGAACGAUGUUAUAGCUUGUUAUUCACAGUUUCUUUUUGAUCAUUUUUUCGGUCUCUGAGGUGAAACGAGUUAUUAAUCAGAAUUUGUAAACUCACAUAUGCAUAUUGUAUAUGUGUAGAAAUGUAAUCACACUUUGUCUUGGAAUUACAUUAAACUGUUUUAAGUCAC